Schistocerca piceifrons (Central American locust) is the source of this 1950-nucleotide messenger RNA. It is a transcript of the gene grp, whose product is annotated as serine/threonine-protein kinase grp. Gene Ontology annotation, molecular function: ATP binding; protein serine/threonine kinase activity. Gene Ontology annotation, cellular component: nucleus. Gene Ontology annotation, biological process: protein phosphorylation; DNA damage checkpoint signaling. The coding region runs from base 199 to 1638 and encodes 479 amino acids. The record is from RefSeq and is a predicted model, not a curated record. NCBI's taxonomy places the organism in Eukaryota, Metazoa, Arthropoda, Insecta, Orthoptera, Acrididae. The transcript is spliced from 11 exons.
GUUAUUUCAUAUGCGUGUGCGGCCAUGAGAGGUGGAGAAGCUAUGCGGUUUGAAAGUGGAGUUACCGCUGUAAUAGCUUCCAGACGUCGAAGUUAGCUUUAGAGGAGAAGUCGCUGUUGUGUACAAUGUCCUUCGGUAUUCGUCCUUAGCGGUCAGUAUAAAUAAUGGUAACUGUUGUACCUGCCAUAAUUUUGCACGAUGGUAUCAGAAUUUGUGGAUGGAUGGAGUAUCGCCCAAACAUUAGGAGAAGGUGCCUAUGGCGAGGUGAAGCUUCUGGUGAACCAAAGCACAGGCGAGGCAGUUGCUAUGAAAGUAGUGGAUGUUGAUAAGCACCCAGAUGCAAGAUCAAACAUAAAAAAAGAAAUUUGCAUACAUCGAAUGAUGUCUGAUCCACACAUCAUUAGAUUUUUUGGACAGCGUCGAGAGGGAAAUCUGGAAUACCUGUUCCUUGAGUAUGCUGCUGGAGGGGAGCUCUUUGACAGGAUUGAACCAGACCACGGAAUGAAUGCUUGGGAAGCACAGAAAUAUUUCAAGCAGCUAAUAGCAGGUGUGGAAUAUCUCCACAGCCGUGGAGUGACACAUCGAGACCUAAAGCCAGAGAAUCUGCUGCUGGAUGAACAUGAUAAUUUAAAAAUAUCUGAUUUUGGAAUGGCUACAGUGUACAGGAUGCAGGGCAAGGAACGCUGUUUGGAGAAACGCUGUGGUACCUUACCCUAUGUUGCUCCAGAGGUGAUGGUGAGACCUUACCAUGCUGAACCUGCUGAUAUCUGGUCCUGUGGCAUCAUUUUAGUUGCAAUGCUUGCAGGAGAACUACCUUGGGAUCAACCUACUGCAGAUUGUGUGGAGUACAUGGCAUGGAAGGAUGGCAAAUGGGCACCUCUCACUCCCUGGGUGAAACUUGACAAUAUGGCCCUUUCACUGGUACGCCGUAUUCUCGUACCGAUGCCCUCAGGUCGCUAUACGUUAAAGCAGAUUGUCUCUCAUCGUUGGUGCCAGAAGAACUUCAUGAAGAUGCCAGAAUCGUACCAUUCAAAUGAGGCAACCCCAAAUGCGACCAGCAAGAGGAUUUGCUCAGGUGGAGAUUUGUCACCACUGAAUGGAACCUGUGAUAUAUCUGGAGCAGCACGCUUGUGCCACUCACAGCCAGAGCCAAGACUUGAGCGAGAAUGCCCUGAUCAAGGACCACUUGUGCAACAUGAUAUUCCAUUUUCCUUUUCACAGCCAGCACAUUUGGAAGAUCUGUUGCUUAGUUCACAACUGAAUCCUACCCAAUCAUCUGGCACACAGAACCCCUUCCAGAAGUUGGUGAGGCGUAUGACACGCUUUUUUGUUACAACAAACUGUGAAGAUAGUCUGCGUCGAUUAUGUGAUUUGUUGGAUAAAAUUGGUUUUUCAUGGAAGAUUGCAACAACAAGAGUGGUGACCAUAACAACUGUUGACAAGAGAAAGAUGCAGCUUGUUUUCAAAGCAAAUGUGAUGGUGAUGGACGGUAAUACACUUUUGGAUUUCAGGCUUUCAAAAGGUUGUGGCCUAGAGUUCAAGAAAACUUUCAUUAAGUUGAAAGAAUGCCUUGAGGAUAUAAUUAUUAAGGGGCCCGUUAUGUGGCCAAUUGCAAUUGCUACAAACACAGUUCCUUAAAGUGUGAUGUGUGUAUGUAAACUGUUCCCCCUCUUGUAUCCAAGUGGGAAAAGUAAGUUAUUUGUAAAUGUCAGCCAUCUGCAGGUUUUUAGAAACUGUGAUAAUUUUUGCAAAUUGUAUAACUGCACAGUGCAUGUGAUUUCUGAAUUUUAUAAAAUAUAUAAUUUUUUGUACAGUAUUGUCAGAAUAUUUUAAGCUUUGCUUACUGCAAUUUUGUUAACCAGUGACAUUUUCUGUAAAAACUUUGUAGAAUUAAAGACUGAAUGUUAUUUUUGUAAUCACAAUUUUGUAAUAAAGUUUUAAUACAAUUUU